GAUUUAAACCUUUAUAAACCCAGACACAAAUUCUUCUCUCAAAAGGGAUUAAAAAUGUCAAUGGCAAAAUCUCUGGUUUUAAUUUUGAUCAUAUUCUUCUUAUCAAUUUCUUCAUCAUCAUCAUCAACUGCAAAUCAACAAACCUUUGAUGUUCGACAACAUCUCUCUACUGUUACCAGUUAUGGUGCUGUGAAAGAUGUAGCUGAUAAUAGUUUUGUAGCGUCUAAGAUUCCAGAUGAAUGUACUCCUAUUCACAUCAAUCUCGUGGCGAGGCAUGGAACGAGAUCGCCGACUAAGAAACGGAUUAAAGAGUUGGAUAGGUUGGCUACUAGAUUGGAGGCAUUUGUGAGUGAGACAGGGAAUUCAACUGGUAAUGUUCCUGGGUGGUUGUCGGGGUGGAAAUCUCCGUGGAAAGGGAAGAAGAAGGGUGGGGAAUUGGUGAUUAAAGGAGAGGAGGAGUUGUAUCAACUUGGUGUGAGAAUGAGAGAGAGGUUUCCUGAUUUGUUUAAGGAGGAGUAUCAUCCUGAUAUUUACACGAUGAAAUCAAGUCAGAUUCCUCGAGCAUCAGCUAGUGCCGUGGCAUUUGGCAUGGGGUUGUUUAAUGGGAAAGGAACUCUUGGAACAGGGAAACAUCGGGCUUUCGCUGUGACCAGUGAGAGUCGUGCAAGCGAUUUGUUGUUGAGAUUUCAUGAUAUCUGCCAAAGUUACAAGAAUUAUAGGAAAAGUCAGGAACCUUCUGUUGGUAAGCUGAAGGAACCGAUCCUGGAUGAAGUUGCUUCUGCAAUGGUUAAGCAAUACCCAAUGAAUUUCACAAGGCAAGAUGUUGCAUCACUAUGGUUUCUAUGCAAGCAGGAAGCAUCUUUGCUGGACAUAACUGAUCAAGCUUGUGGUCUCUUUACCCCUUCUGAGGUUUCUUUGUUGGAAUGGGCAGAUGAUUUAGAAGCAUAUAUAUUGAAGGGUUAUGGGAAAUCAAUAAAUUAUCGUAUGGGAGUUCCUUUGCUUCAAGAUGUUGUUCAGUCCAUGGAAGAAGCUAUUAUAGCUAAUGAAGAAAACCACCCUCCAGGCACUUAUGAAAAGGCCCGACUUCGAUUUGCUCAUGCUGAGACUGUGGUACCAUUCUCAUGUCUUCUUGGGUUGUUUCGUGAAAGCGACGAAUAUAAAAGAAUACAACGUGAGAAAGCAUUGGACUUACCUCCUAAGCCACCACAGAAACGUAGUUGGAGGUGCAGCACAGUAGCACCUUUUGCUGGAAACAAUAUGUUGACUUUAUACAGUUGUCCAUCUAACAAGAAAAGCAAAUAUUUCGUACAAGUAAUGCACAAUGAAGUUCCAGUCCCCUUGCCGGGCUGUGAUAACUCUGAUUUCUGCCCAUUUGAAGAUUUCAAGGAACGAAUUGUGAAUCCCCAUCUGGGGCAGGACUACCACUCCAUGUGCAGCGUUAAGGCAGAAGUACCAGAGUCCAACACCUUCUUUAGCAAGUUGUGGAACUUUAUUUUCCCACGGAAGAAGAACGAUGCAGCUGAGUCCGAUGUAGGCGAUGAGUUGUAGCUUUUGAUCUCUUGUCGCGAAGAGGAAACACUUGCUUUUAUUUCAGCUACACAAGUCUUUCCUGCUAGCUAACAUUAGUUAAAAGUAGUCCCAAUCUGUGAGAUUUUGAAUUCCACCCCAGCUCUUAAAUACCCAGUAGAAGAGGUCAAAGAAAGUUCUGGACAAAAACUACCGUUUUGUAAGCUAGCUCUGUGCUAAUCUAACUGUACUAGAAUUGACUGUAUUUCAUAUAGUGGCUCCGCAAGGCCAUGUACUCACUACAACUUGUUCAUCUUUUUCUUCCAGAAAUUUCUAAGUUUUUCUUUAAGUUCACGUAUAUAAUAUAUGCUUUAUGCCUUUUUUCAACAUUUCACGAAGGGGUAUUCUUGUAUCUGGAAAGGGAUCCAAUAUUCCAUUUUU
This is a messenger RNA of Papaver somniferum (opium poppy), 1947 nucleotides long. RefSeq names its product multiple inositol polyphosphate phosphatase 1-like. Lineage: Eukaryota; Viridiplantae; Streptophyta; Magnoliopsida; Ranunculales; Papaveraceae. The record is from RefSeq and is a predicted model, not a curated record. The transcript is spliced from 11 exons. Gene Ontology annotation, molecular function: acid phosphatase activity; inositol phosphate phosphatase activity. Bases 55 to 1548 code for a protein of 497 amino acids.